This is a messenger RNA of Lobosporangium transversale, 1500 nucleotides long. RefSeq lists its product as hypothetical. Gene Ontology annotation, cellular component: membrane. The record is from RefSeq and is a predicted model, not a curated record. The transcript has 3 exons. Lineage: Eukaryota; Fungi; Mortierellomycota; Mortierellomycetes; Mortierellales; Mortierellaceae. The coding region runs from base 222 to 1106 and encodes 294 amino acids.
UUUUCUUUUCUUUUCUUUUCUUUCCUUUGUUUCUCUCUCCUCCUUCUCUCCCUCUCUCUCUCUCUCUCUCUCUCUCUCUCUCUCAUUCUUUUUUGUUUCCUAAUUGAUCACUUGCUGUUGAGCAAGUCGCAGGAGAGAAUAAAGCGCCAUUUAAGCAGCAAGAAGCUUUCCCCUCAACUUUAAUACACGUUUCGCUGCAACCUCUCCGUUGAUCAUCAACAAUGACUCCUGCACAGCAACCAUCAAAACUGAGGACGUUCCUACGAUAUGACAGACUCGAUCUUACUCGAAUCAUCUCCUCCAAUCUCGUCAGCGCAAACGCCCUAUUUCUCAUCCGUCUCUUUGUCAGUCUGCACCUCUCAGCUGUCUUUAUCGCAACCCUCUAUGUCUCUGCUCGUGAUGAGGUCUUUUACAUGGUCUUCACCACUUUCACUAACCUCAGUAAUAUCGGGCUCACAGCAUACUAUCUGACAGUAACGUAUCACUCAUACAGCUUUAACCGACAUCGUGACUUGCGCUCAUUAACAUCUCAACACUGGCUACUGACCUCUGCUCUGGGUUUACUCUAUGCGUCCGUCGUUGUCUUUCACAUUGUUGUGCCUGCCAUCUACUGGAGCUUGCUUUUCGAUCCAAAUAACACAAUGGAUACACUCAACGAAUAUGUAGACUACUCUCACCAUGGCGUUGAUUUUGCCUGUAUCCUGAUCGAAAUGAUCUUCAAUCGAAUGGAACUGCCCUGGGUAUACAUCUUGGGACCUAUUAGCAUGAUUAUCCUGUACAUGUUCCUGGCUUGGGUCUAUUUUGCAGUGCGGGGGCUAUGGCUGUAUAGUUUCUUGGAUUGGAGCAAUGGUGCUAUGGCAGCUGCAUGGUAUAUUGCACUUCUCAUUGGCUUUGCACUUCUCUUUGUCUUACAAAAGUAUAUCCAUCAGGGCCGUGACAGGUUGACAAGGAGCAGAGAGGCAAAAGUAGCAGCAUGUGAUGGAACGGAUUCGUUAGGGAAGAAACAGACUCGAGUGACUGAUGAAGAGAUUUGUGACCAGAAGCAAGAAGUUGAAGAGCCGUUUGAGGAAGUUCAGAUCGGAGGAGAUAAGCAGGAGGUAGUCUAGUGAGGGCUGUCCGGAAAAGACUGUUUGUCAGACUAUCUAACUAUCUAAUCCAGUCUGAAGUUUAAAAAUGACCCAUACCAUGCUAACCAUGCUAUAUAAUAUAUAAGAUAUAUAUAUACCAAACCACACCUAAGGAAAAUCAUAAUAUUAAAAAUAUAAUAAGAGUUACACAAGCAUUAAACACAUUUUCACAUUAUAAUUCACAACAGUUCAUAGAUUUUCAGUUACCGUUCCUGACCCCGAGCGAGAGCAGCAGGCUGAAAGAAAAAGGAAGAAAGAAUGUCAGAUAGACAGACGGACAGACAAACAGAACAGGAAAAGAGAUUAUUGAUCGCGGAUAUUAUUCCAGAGUUCCCAUGCCACGGACAGGGUUUUUGUUUUACUUUUUACAGAG